Trichoderma atroviride IMI 206040 is the source of this 2934-nucleotide messenger RNA. RefSeq lists its product as uncharacterized. Gene Ontology annotation, molecular function: single-stranded DNA binding; damaged DNA binding. Gene Ontology annotation, cellular component: XPC complex; cytoplasm; nucleus. The record is from RefSeq and is a predicted model, not a curated record. Gene Ontology annotation, biological process: mismatch repair; nucleotide-excision repair. Lineage: Eukaryota; Fungi; Ascomycota; Sordariomycetes; Hypocreales; Hypocreaceae.
AUGCCUCCGUAUGUGCCUCGCAAAAGGCUAAGAGUGUCCACGCCCGAAAAUGCAGCCAUCGAGGAAAAGACGGCCAGCGGAGUGAAAUCCAGGGCGAGUAGCAGCCGAAGAAGAACGCUGUACGACGACCUGGAUUCGUCACACACACCAAACGGUUCGGAUUCACUGCUUCACGGUCUGGGGGGCGAUGAUAGUGAUAGCCCUCUGUCUUCUCUGUCAGAAAGCGAUUUCGAAGAUGUCCCCAUUGCGAAACAACUGAAGACGAAAAAUGAUGGCGAUGCUGACGAGGAUGACGAGGACGACGACAUCGAGUUUGAGGAUGUCGAAGCUCCUCAGCAGCCCAUGACGGACGCGCCAGUACCGUCAGGCGACCUUGAGCUGACUCUGAUCCGGGACACUCGAAUAUCUCUGACGAACCCCUUUGGUGACAAGAAGGGACCUUCAAAGCGAGAGCGGAAAGUCCGGAAUGCGACCCAUUGUGUUCACGUUCUUUGUCUUUUGUGGCACAAUGCGGUUCGGAAUUCUUGGAUCUGCGAUCCUGAAGUGCAAGCGAUCAUGGUUUCCCAUGUCCCGCCUAGGCUCUGGGAUGAAGUUGACCGAUGGAGGCGUAAUAGUGGCUUGGUAGAGAGCCGGCCGACACCGAAACCCAAGGCAUCGGCGAAAAGGAGGAGAGGCACGAAGCAAGAGUCUCGAGAUUGGGGCGAGGCUGCCCAGCGGCUUGAAGAGGGGGCUAUCGACAUGAGCCACGGCGAUCCUCUGUUUCGAUUUAUGAAGUCGCUAGUCGCCUGGUGGAAACAGCGAUUUCGAGUCUCGGCACCUGGCCUCCGGAAAUGGGGCUACAUGUCGCUGGAGCGUCUCGAUAGACUCACCAAGGCGUAUGUAGAUCAUGAGGACGACUAUGAGGAAUUUGGAGAGCGAUUGGAAGGAAUAGAUGAUUUUCGACAAUGCGCCAUCAACUGCAAAGGAAGUAGAGACGUCGGAGCUCAACUAUUUACGGCGCUUCUUCGGGGCUUGGGAGUCGAUGCUCGUAUGGUGGCCAGUCUGCAGCCCCUAGGCUUUGGAUGGAAUAAACUUGAAGACGCGGAUGCAGAAGAAGAUGAAAAGCAAGAAAACACGCCUGCCAAGUCUACGAAUAAGAAAAAGCUUGAGAAGAAGCCAGCAGCAAAACCCACGAAAAAGAAAAUGGCAGAGAAAUCAGCAGCCAACAUCACCCUGUCACGGUCACGCUCAGCUCGUUCAUCUACGAGGCUGUCUACUCCUCCAACCGAAGAAGCCGAGGAUGAUUUACAAUUGGAAUUCAAAGAUACAGACGACGAAUUUGUUGAGAUAGAUCUUACCCCAAAACCCAAAUCUAUGUAUACGAAGAAAUUCGAUAACGACUUGGAAUAUCCACAUUACUGGACCGAAAUAUUAUCGCCUGCUACAAAGAAGUAUCUCCCAGUCGAUCCAAUUGCAAAAGGAACCGUCGCAGUAAAUAGAGACCUUGUCGAGACAUUCGAACCUCGCGGCGCCAAAGCAGAUCGGGCAAGACAAGUCAUUUCUUAUGUUGUGGGCUACUCAGGAGAUGGAACCGCGAAAGAUGUCACCGUACGCUAUCUGAAACGACAAGUCCUUCCUGGUCGAACUAAAGGCGUGAGGAUGCCACUGGAAAAAAUUCCAAUCUACGAUCGCAAUGGAAAAGCAAAGAGGUACGAAAUGAUGGACUGGUUCAAGACGGCCAUGUCCGGAUACAGGCGAGGAGACAAGAAGCAUCCCGUGACGGAAAUCGAUCAGCAAGAAGACGCAGUAGACUUGAAGCCGGCGAAAGCAGAGAAGAAGGAGGUAAAAGAAGGCGAGGAGACACUGCAAUACUAUAAACAGUCAAAAGAGUUUGCGCUGGAGAGGCACCUCAAACGCGAAGAGGCCCUAAGACGAGGGGCGGAACCAGUCAAGAUAUUCAAAAAUAAAGGAAAGAGCGGCAAAGCCGAGGAAGAAGAUGUUUAUCUUCGACUGGAUGUUGUCCUUGUCAAAAGCGCGGAAACCUGGCAUAAACAAGGCCGAGCUCCGCUUGCUGGUGAAGAGCCGUUGAAGAGGGUCCCGUAUCGAGCAGCCACGUUGAACCGGAAAAGAGAAAUAUUAGAAGCCGAGGCAAUGACUGGGCAAAAAGUCCUGCAGGGGUUAUACAGUUUCGACCAGACCGAUUGGAUCAUACCGCCGCCUAUCAAGGACGGCGUGAUUCCGAAGAACGAAUACGGGAACAUUGAUCUGUUUGCUGAGCACAUGUGUCCUGAGGGAGCUGUGCAUGUGCCAUUCAGGGGCGUCGGUAAAGUUUGCAAGAGGCUUGGAAUCGACUACGCAGAAGCUGUAGUAGACUUUGAAUUUGGCCACAGAAUGGCUGUCCCCGUGAUCCAGGGAGUCGUUAUUGCGCAAGAACACCACGACAGAGUGAUGGUCGAGCUAGAGAAAGACGAGGCUGAACGAGUCAGAAAGGAGGAUGAGAAAAGACGCAAAGCAGCACUUGGGAAAUGGAGAAAGUUUCUCAUGGGAAUGCGCAUCGUGAAGAGGAUUCGUGAAGAAUACGGCGACAUCGAUGAAAGCGUAUCUGUGUUUGGCCAUUCCCGGAGCAAAAUGCAAGUCGAUGAACUACCAGCGGCUCACGACGAAGAAAUGGCCGGAGGAUUUCUUCCAGAAGGAUAUGAGGAAGAUGGCGAGGACCACCGGGCGCACGAGACGUCGAACUUCUUUCCCUCGCUCGAAGAGGAUGAUCAUGGCGGAGAUGGAGAUCUCGUUAUGGAAGACGAUGGCGGAGCUGGCACUAGCGAAGCGCAGACCGAAACGGAGACGCUGGUGGAGGCUAAAGGGAAGAAGCCGGUGGCGCCCAAGGGGCGUAAGCCACGAGCAACACGGCAGAAGAAGCAAGUUGUUGAUAGUGAAGAUGAUGGCGAGGACGAUGAA